Molecule: messenger RNA, 2210 nt
Organism: Vanessa atalanta (red admiral)
Lineage: Eukaryota; Metazoa; Arthropoda; Insecta; Lepidoptera; Nymphalidae
Exons: 1
Coding region: 114-1994 (626 amino acids)
Source: RefSeq, a predicted model, not a curated record
CUCCAAAAUGAUCGGCAGCCUGACCCGCUAUUGAGAUUACCGUAAACAUACGGGUGUGACACAGAUCGCGCGCGGGCGCGCGGCGGGGGGUGCAGGUAAAAUAGCGUGCACCGAUGCCUGAUGCGCAAACGCACUUUACAAUGUUCGGUGUCGUGUUGUUGACGGGUACGUUAAUUGCGCUCGCUAACGCGCGCAUUUACGAGCGAUGUGAACUCGCUCGUGACCUGUUGAAAUUCGGUGUGAAAAGGGACGAUGUGGCAACAUGGGUGUGCAUCGCUUUCCAUGAAUCAAGAUUCGAUACGGCAGCUCGCAAUCCGCAUAGCGGCGACCACGGGCUGCUGCAAAUCAGUGAGCUGUACUGGUGCGGUCCCGGCAAAGCUUGUGGUGUGCCGUGUUCAGCAUUCCGCAACGAAGAUAUAUACGAUGAUGUUCAGUGCGCAGUACGAAUUCACGAGGAACACACACGUCUUCAAGGAAACGGUUUCCUGGCCUGGGUAGUGUACCCGCAUCACUGCAAGCAUAAUGCUAAGAAAUAUAUAAUCGAUUGUGAUACUUCUGUAAAACAUACUCCUGCUAAAUUUGAUGACAGAGCGCGGCACAUAAAAACUUUUGAACGUAAUAAUACAAACCCGCAGCUUGUAAGUUAUCCAGAUAUUGAUAAAUUGAAACCCCCGUAUCUAGCCAUUAAUGAAUUGUUUAAAGGAAAUUACAUGAAUGAAUUUGAAAAGGGUUAUUAUAACAAUAAAAGGCCGUUAAAUUGGUUAAAUUUUAAAAUUGACAACAUAGAUAAUUUGAAGUUACCAGAUCUGACCAAAAAAGGUUAUUCCGAACGCACAACACCUUCUACUAACACAUUAGAUCCAGCUAUUAUAGGAAUAAAACCACCAUCGCCUAGAAAAAUUGAGUCCAAUCAAUUCCGUCGAAGGAUGAUGAACUCGAGAACAAUAUCUACGAAAAAUUAUGGUAUAAACGAUAAUGUGUUUAGAAAAUCAUUUGGUGAAAUCUCGCCAACAAAUAACGUGUACGUAGAAAUUGAUCUAUCUCAGAACCCCUUUAUACAUUUGCAGAAGAUGUCGACUAAGUCUUCCACAGAAAUACCGAAUCAAACGAGAGGCUUAUCGAGAUACAAUCAAAAUUACGUGAACAAUUUUGUCUCAACUACGCCACGAAUAAGUACUACACUCGGAAGUUCGAUGUCAUCCGAAAGAAGAAUGUCCACAGAACAGAACAGUAGUCUAACCACAACUACACCGAAGACGAUUACUUCAAGGAGAGGAAAAUCUCGAUACGUGCCAGAAAACAACACUCCUGACCACUCAACACUUGGUAGUCCUUCUAGUACUACCACUUCACCGACGGUCACUCGAAUAAAUAAAAGUGAUACCGCAAAGUUAAAUAUUAAUAAUUAUAACAUUUCUAUGAAUAGUUCAAACAAGAGCGAACGACGUGAACUCAAAUUGCUUGAAACAACAACUCCAGCUACUUACACGAUCAGUAAUAAAUCUAAUAAAUCUAUGGAAAUAAUGGAAAUCAAAUCGACUAGUUCUGUGGAUGAAAAUUCGUCUAUAAAAACUCAGCAGUAUGAAAAUAAACCGAAGACUCAAACUACGAAUACAUCGAUAGAAAUGUCUGGCUCAUCUACAAGAUUCAGUUGGGAUAGUCCUCGUUAUAUUCAGACGACAGUAUCGACACCUCAAACGGUCAGGACGACAACAAGCCGAGCCUCAGCACCGACUACUCUAGCGCCCACGACAGAAAGAAUAGUACCAUCAUCUAAAGUUACGUCUUUCGUUACACAAACUACAACUGAUCCUACACCCACUAUUAAAUCCACGCAGUCUAUAUUUGACUUAUAUUUGAAUCCUACAAAGGCUACAUUGAGGCCUUUUAAGUUUACUUCAUUUGAAAACAGCCCGUUCAAAGUUAGAAUAUUCUCAGGCGGUACCACCACUCCACCCGCUUCUUACCUUGCUUCAAGGAAGCUCAGGCGAUAAUUGUUACAUUAUAAGACUUAUUUAGACAUAUAAUACAUUAAUAUCUACUGCCAUAAUAAGUUUUGCAAAAAUGUAAAAAUAUAUUUUAUCUUAAGAGUUGAACCAAAAAGCAUUUACAAUUAUACUUUAAUUAUACAUUUACUAGGUUAUAAGAUUUUAUAAAAAGAGUUUGCUUAAUUAUAAUUUGUGAUAUUAAAUUCGUGUCCUCGUCUCGUC